AUAUGUGGAGAUAUUCAUGGACAAUUUUAUGAUUUAUUAGAAUUAUUUCGUGUAGGUAAUUAUAUCCCUGAGACAAAUUAUUUAUUUCUUGGGGAUUUUGUUGAUCGUGGUUAUUUCUCUAUAGAAACAUUUCUUCUUCUUAUUGCAUUAAAGGUUAGAUUCCCUGAUCGUAUUACUCUUAUUAGAGGUAAUCAUGAAAGUAGACAAAUCACACAAGUAUAUGGAUUUUAUGAUGAAUGUUUACGUAAGUAUGGUAGUAGUAGUGUAUGGCGUUAUUGUACAGAAGUAUUUGAUUAUUUAGCUCUUGCUGCUAUUAUUGAUGAUCAAUUGUUUGCACUACAUGGAGGUUUAUCUCCUGCUAUCUCCUCUAUUGAUGAGAUAAGAUCUAUAGAUAGAAAACAAGAAGUUCCUCAUGAAGGUCCUAUGUGUGAUCUUCUAUGGAGUGAUCCAGAAGAGAUGAAGGGUUGGGGUUAUAGUCCUCGUGGUGCUGGAUACCUAUUUGGAUCAGAUAUCGUCAAAACCUUUUGUCAUACAAAUAGUGUUGAGAUCAUCGCAAGAGCACAUCAACUCGUUAUGGAUGGUUAUAAAUGGUGGUUUGAUAAAAGAUUAGUUACUGUAUGGUCUGCCCCUAACUACUGCUACAGGUAA
Molecule: messenger RNA, 648 nt
Organism: Eimeria maxima
Lineage: Eukaryota; Apicomplexa; Conoidasida; Eucoccidiorida; Eimeriidae
Product: serine/threonine protein phosphatase, putative
Exons: 6
Biological process (GO): peptidyl-serine dephosphorylation; double-strand break repair via homologous recombination
Cellular component (GO): cytoplasm; nucleus
Molecular function (GO): protein serine/threonine phosphatase activity
Source: RefSeq, a predicted model, not a curated record